This is a messenger RNA of Dromiciops gliroides (monito del monte), 1002 nucleotides long. Its product is annotated as basic salivary proline-rich protein 4-like. Lineage: Eukaryota; Metazoa; Chordata; Mammalia; Microbiotheria; Microbiotheriidae. The transcript has 4 exons. The record is from RefSeq and is a predicted model, not a curated record. The coding region runs from base 1 to 1002 and encodes 333 amino acids.
AUGAAACAGUGCCUCAGCCGGCAGCAGUACGGUUUGGGUCUCGUACACAAUCAGACUCGAUCCUGGGGACGGCCCCCUGGUGAACCGCCUGGGUUCUGGGCUGCAGCCCGGACCGCCGCGCCGCCGAGCAGCGGCGACUCCUCCGCCAGCAGAAUUCCCCAGGCAUGGAGCGGGCUGCCAGUCCCGGCGGGGGGAGGGAGUGGUGGUGUGGGGGGAGCUACGUCACCGGGUUCCAUUCAGCGCGCGCGAACUCAGCCCGGCAGCGACAAUCACCCGGAGGAGCUAGGGCUGGUGCGAUUCGGCGGGGCGGGGGAGCCUGAGGAAGGAGGAGAGGAGAGGGGCGGGGGAAGAGCCCUGAGGGGCGCUGCUGAUUGGGUGGAGAGAGCAGGACGUCACCACGUUCCAGCCCGGUCCGCCUGCAGCGCCAGGCUGGCAGCCAAUCAGAGGCGCGCACUUUUCCCGCUGCUUCUCUCUCUGCGGCAGCCGCAGGGCGAGGAGCGGGAGGCGGGGUCGGCGCCGGCGCGCGCGGAGCAGCCUCAGCCUCGGCCGGCGAGCCGCUUCUCCCCCCCUCCCGCCCCCCCCAACCACCCACCCACCCCCUCGGAGCGCCCGCCGCCGCUGCCGCCGCCGAGCCGCCGCCGCUGCCGCUCUCCCUCCAGCUGCCCGCCCGGGAGCCUCGGCUCCCCUCCCUCCCGCGGAGCCGCCGCCUCACAGCGAAGCCGCCCCCUCAGAGGAUGCGACACUGCACAGGUCAUUGAGAGUCCCGCACCCGGGCCCCCAACUCUCGGCCCCCCAGCCCUCGGCGCCCCCUUCGACACCCCCCCCCCCACGCCGGGCCUAACCGACUUCCCCAACCGCCGCGGGCCGGGCAACGGCGGGCGCGCGGGGCGGGCGGAGGGAGGGGGAAGGGACCGGCGGGCGCGCGGGGGGCGAGAGGGGGGGCUCCCGGCGCUGGGGAGGGGGCCAGGGUUGUCUUCUUGGGGCCUGGCAAGGGGCGGGUAG